AUGUCAUCAGAAGCAACGCCCAUAAACCCCGCGCGCUUCGCGGAGGCCCUGAAAGAGCUCCCCGCUAGCACUCUCGCGCUCAAAGUCCUCGAGCUGCGCAACUCCAUAGCGCACCUCGACUACUCCAACGCAGAACUCAAGCCGUUUACCGAGUGUCGCGAGCCCACGCUGGGUUCCACCGACUCGAACCUGCCUGACCAAGACUGCAUCGAUGCAAUUGCCGAGAAUGAGGCCGUCAUCGCACGCAUGCAGGGGCGCAUAGAGCUGAUCAGGACCGAGGUCGAGAACCGAGGACUGAGCUGGGCUGAGUUCCAAGGCCAGGAGCAGCAGAACAGAUCGGAAGAUGCGGCGGCGACAACUGGGGGCGGUUUGACGAAUGGUGUGAAUGGUCAUACGCCGGUAGAGAAUGGACAACAGCACCCUGCGUGGCAAGAUGGCACCUUCCAGACGGGAACGGUACGCGGACUUGGGGACGAGGAGUUGAUGCGCCAGUUGCAAGAACGCAUGAACGAGCUCAAUUCAGACCACGAGCAGGACAGCGAAGGUGGCUUGCAUUUGUAG
Messenger RNA from Pseudomassariella vexata, 561 nucleotides. RefSeq lists its product as uncharacterized. The record is from RefSeq and is a predicted model, not a curated record. Lineage: Eukaryota; Fungi; Ascomycota; Sordariomycetes; Amphisphaeriales; Pseudomassariaceae. Gene Ontology annotation, biological process: proteasome regulatory particle assembly. Bases 1 to 561 code for a protein of 186 amino acids. The transcript has a single exon. Gene Ontology annotation, molecular function: protein-macromolecule adaptor activity.